AUGACUACCCCAUCGUUACUAAGUGGAGGUAAACGAUCUAAAACUCAUACAGCCACACCGAUGCCAAAUGUAGGUGAACCAAUAACAGAAGAAGAAUUGAGAAAAAAAGAUACACCUAUUACAGUUGAUGAUGUUUUAAGAUUACGAAAACCAACAAAAGAAUAUUUAUGUGAAACAGAUGAAAAUAGUUAUAAAAUAGAUUUUGUUCGAUUUCGAAUACGUGAUAUGGUCAGUAAUCAUGUUUUAUUUGAGGUUGAAAGAUCGACAGAAGAUGGAGAUAUUGCUGAAGAUGAUUCAUCAUCAAGUCGUUUUGUUCAAUAUCAUUUUCCACCUACAUUUUUAAAACUCAAACAAGUUGGAGCACAGUAUAUCAAAUGUUUUAUACAAUUAUAUAUAGUUGAUUUUACUGUGGGUGAUAAAGAAGUCAAAUCAUUUCAAAUGAUUGAACGUCAUUAUUUUCGUGAUCAAUUGAUUAAAAGUUUUGAUUUUAAUUUUGGAUUUUGUAUGCCAAAUUCUCGAAACUCUAUUGAACAUAUAUAUGAUUUACCAGAAUUUAAAUCUGAUCAAAUUAAAGAAAUGGUCAAACAUCCAUAUGAAACAAAAUCGGAUAGUUUCUAUUUUGUUGACAAUUGUUUAAUUAUGCAUAAAAAAGCCGAAUAUGCUUUCAAUAUGUCAGCUGAAUUAGUAGAUAAUGCAAGAGAUGCAAAAGCUCAAAAUUUGAAAAUAUUUACAGUAAAAGAUCCAUAUCUACGUGGUGGAUUUUAUUUAGCAUUUUUAGAUGAUGGAUGCGGUAUGCAUUAUGAAGAAGUAUUUAAUGUGAUUGUGUUUGGUAAAUCAAAUAAACGUAAUAUUGAAACAAAUCAAAUUGGUCAAUAUGGAAAUGGUUUGAAAUCGGGUGCCAUGCGUAUUUCGAAUGAUUUUAUUUUAUUUACUAAAAAAGAUAAUGUUGGUACAUGUUUAUUUUUAUCACGUACAUUUCAUACUGAAGAAGAUUUAAAUCAAGUUAUUGUACCCAUGCCAUCAUUUAAUUUAACAACAAAAGAACCUUUAUUUCCAUCAAAUAAUGAGUAUGAUCAAACAAGAUAUGAUACAGAAAUGAAAUUAAUCUAUAAAUAUUCACCAUUUAAAACACGUGAUGAAUUAUUCAAACAAUUUGAACAAAUUAAAUCAUCAUCGGGUACAUUAAUUAUACUUUAUAAUAUGAAAUUAUUGGAUAAUAGUGAACCAGAAUUAGAUAUCAAAACAGACAAGUCAGAUAUUCUUAUUGAUUCAAGAGAUUCUCGAAGUAUAUCAGAUGAUCAUUAUAAUAUUCCAGCUGAACGUCGAUCGUUGCGUGCUUAUGUAUCAAUAUUGUAUUAUGAGCCACGUAUGAAAGUCUAUAUUCAAAAUAAAAAAGUUAUAACAAAAAAAUUAUCAUGUUCAUUAUAUAAACCAAGAAUGUACAAAUGUAUGUCAAAUCGAUUUAAAAAACGAAGUGAAGAAGAAGCGAAAAAAGCGCAAGAAGAUUGUUUGACUAUUGAAGAUCGAGCUAGAGAAGCUGAAAGUAAAGCAUUGGAUUUAGCACAACGUAUUGGUAACAGUUCAGAUUUAACAGAUCGAUCGACAUUGAGAAAAGCACAAAUGGCUGCUAGUCAAUUAAAAAGUACAUUAGAUAUCAAAAAACGAAUAUUGGAAAGAAAACAACGUGAAAUUAAAGAUCCAAAAGUCCUGAAUUAUAUAUUUGGUUUAAAUGUACAAGAACGUUCAGCUGACGGUGUCUUUGUUUAUAAUUGCGGUCGAUUAAUUAAAAUGUACGAAAGAGUUGGCAUUUUGAAUAGCAAAGCAUUAUUUUGUCGUGGUGUUGUUGGUGUUGUCGAUGUCCCAUAUAUUGUUCUUGAACCAACACAUAAUAAACAAAGCUUCGCAGAUGAAAAAGAGUAUGCUUAUUUAUUAAAAAUAAUGGGUGAUUAUAUGAAACAAUAUUGGGAUGAUACUGGAAUCGAAAAUCAUGUACUUGAAUUUUGGGAAUCAUUUGGUUAUGCAAAAGAAGGUGGUUUAGAUACAUCGCCAUCAAAUGAGUCGAUAUAUAGUCAACGUCGUUUAAGUGCUGUGGGUGUAUUAUUACAAUGUGAUAAAUGUUUAAAAUGGCGUCGUUUACCAUUUGGAUCAGCUCCUACGACACAGCCAGAUACAUGGACAUGUUCACAAAACCCAAAUGUUGAACAGAAUAGUUGUGAUAUACCAGAAAAACAAGACAUUUUAUCUGAAGGUACACUUAAAAAGCCAACAAUAUCAUCUCCACCAUCACUGCCCAGUAGUGAUGCAUCAAAAUCAAAGCGUAUACUACCAACGAACGGUGAUCUUGUUUCAUCAUCAACAUCUCCAAGCGAUAAAGAAAAAGCAUCAACAUCUCCAAGCGAUAAAGAAAAAGCAUCAGCAUCUGUUCUUCUAAAACCAUCAUUACCACCACAACAAUUGUCAACGAUGUCAAGACGAUCAAUAACAUCAGCUGCACAAUCAAUUGUAAAUAAUAAAAAUAAUAAUAAUGAUAAAUCUACAAAAUCAACGUCAAAAAUAACCCAUUCAUCGUCAAAUACUCGUCAAUCAUUAAUUCAAAAACAACAACAACAGUCAAAACGUAGUUCAAUGAAACGACCGCUGAGAAAGUCCGUCACACCACGAGCAUCUUCUGGAAAUGUAACACCUACAAAAAAACGUCGCACAACAGCAAAACUAUCUGAUAGUAGAAAAAAUGAUCAGAGUAGCGAAGAGGAAGACGACGAAGAAAAAACAGAAGAGUCAGACGAUGAAGAUGAACAACCGAAAGAAAACAUACGUUCAACAAAAUGUGUCACUGCAAAUGGUGAUACAACAUUAAGAUCAUCAAAUCAACCAGCUAGUCGUGAAGUGAAUUCUUCAUUAUCAACAACAAAUGAUGUUACAUCUUCCACUGAAAAUACUAAUGAUGAUUCAGAUACAAUCCAAUGUUCUCAACGUUUACCACCACGUGUCAAUGAUCGAAUAAGAGCGAUGUAUCAAAGUCAAAAAUAUCCUGGUAUCGUUCUAACUGUUAAUAAUAAUUCCAAAAAAUUCAAAAUGAGAUUUGAUGCUUAUCCAACAGCAGAAUUUGAUCGAUGGUACACAUUUGCUUCGCCUGAAUGGUCGUAUGAACAUGAAUAUCAAUCAUCUAUGACAGCAGCAGAUACACCGACAUAUGAUAAUCAAUUAUUGACAAAUGGAAUAUCUCUGAGUGAUACCAAUCCUGAUCAAACUUCACUACAAAAUAAUUCCAUGUCGACAGUAUUAACGGACGAAACAACAACGACAAAAGCGAUGAAUAAUUUUAAAUCAUUGAUUAAAUUUAUGUUACCGCCAGAUUGGAUAUUGAAACGAGAUGAAAUAACAGCACUCGAUCUUAAAGGUCUAGCUGAUUUUCCAUGUGAACAAUUUAUGCAAUCUUAUCGAGAAAAAAUGACACGUAUCGUUGAACAACGAAAAACAGACGAAGCAAAAUGGCGUAGUGUAUUAGAUACAGUUAAAGCACAAGUGACAAAUAUUAUGAAUUUAGAUGGAAUGCUUAUUGAUAAUAAUUGUACAAUCGAAGAUUUUCAAUCAAUGUUAAGUGAAUAUAUCGUACGUAGGCAACAACAAAAGUAA
Messenger RNA from Didymodactylos carnosus, 3636 nucleotides. Lineage: Eukaryota; Metazoa; Rotifera; Eurotatoria; Philodinida; Philodinidae. The record is from the annotation of a GenBank genome assembly.